CCGCGGGCGCACGGUGGUGACGUCUGGGGUCCGCGACGCUUUUGAGAAGCUGAUCGCUGGGGUCCUGGUGACUGACCGGCGGGUCCCGGGCGCCAUGGCCUCCGCCGGGGUGGCCGCCGGGCGACAGGCCGAGGAUGCGUUACCGCCGCCGGCCGAGCCGCCGCUGCCCGAGACGAAGCCGCUGCCGCCUUCGCAGCCGCCGCCUCCGGUCGCCGCGCCUCAGCCGCAGCAGUCGCCGGCGCCCAGGCCUCAGUCACCCGCCGGCGUGAAGGAAGAGGAGAAUUACUCCUUUUUACCUUUGGUUCACAACAUCAUCAAAUGCAUGGACAAAGACAGCCCGGACAUCCACCAGGACCUGAACGCCCUCAAAACCAAGUUCCAGGAGAUGCGGAAAGUCAUCAGCGCCAUGCCCGGCAUCCACCUGAGCCCUGAGCAGCAGCAGCAGCAGCUACACAGCCUCCGGGAGCAGGUCAGGACCAAGAACGAGCUUCUGCAGAAGUACAAGAGCCUCUGCAUGUUUGAGAUCCCCAAGGAGUAGACGAGGCCGUCUUCCAGGAAGGCCUGGGAAAGAAGCGGGAGAGCACACGGCCUCCCUGACUCCCCCAGCCAGCGCCUCAGACUCCAGCUGCGAACUCUGUGACCCGGGGCUGCCGUAGCUGCUUCCGGAGCCGAACUUGGCAUCGACUGUGUGGGGAGCCAGCGCUCGGGCUCGGCAUUGUUGGGGCCUCCUUGUAGAGGGUGCGUCCAUAUGUCUAGAUGCAUAAUAACCGGAGUGCCUGCUGGUGGAAGGAAGACUGUUCCUGGAGGCUGGGGAGGGGGCCGGGGAUGCCGCCCCUCUUCUGGGGAGGGGGCCAUCUGCUGUGCAUUCAGGCUACGCGGGUAGAGCGCUGAGCGCAGGAGGAAAGGAGGCGGCUCCUCUUUGCUUCCUGCCCUCCCCCACCCUCUGCUCCCACCCCUGGGUAUACUGCGCCCCAGGUGCUCACUGUUCUGCGACAGCAGUGUCAUGAGACAUAGGCAUGGGAGUCCCUGGACAAGCUGGGUCUGCACCCCCAUGGCACGCAUUUCAAAUGCUGAAAGAAACCCGGCAGAGGAAGAAUAUUGUUUUGCAAGUCGGCAGGGUGGCUUCCUUCCUCUUCACCCCCCUGCCCCCCCAAAUACUUUGUUUCUUUUUUAUGUUUGAGCCAGUGAAUGGAUGGAACUGUGUCGUGGGGGGGUGUCAACCCAGGGGAGUGUCAACCCAGAGCCAGGCAGGCAGCCCCUGUCUCCAGCUUCUUUGCGGCCUACAUGUUCUUGUUACUUUUAGCUCCUGCUCCCUUUGUCUCCUGCCCCCUUCCGUCUGCUCAUCAGCCACUUCAUGCUGGAGGCUGACCAGACCCCUUUGGACCCACGCUGCUUCCCAUGGGCAGGAGGGCUCCAUCGUGUCUGCACAGGCUCACACCGGUUCCCAGGGGACCAGACCUUGCCUCUUAGCGGUUCAGAUUCCUGUUGUCCUGGUUUAAAUAACGAGUCUCCUCUCUGGCCUUCUCACUAAAGAGCCAGCCGCGAACCCUCAGGCUGCACCCCAGAUAGAGGUGAUCCUGAUGUGCCCUCGGUGACGGCUCCGCUCACCCAUCACCCGAGUGUGACAGUGCCGUUUGGGGUCCGUUCUGACACCAUGUGACAAACCACGCCUGCAGGUUCAACGGCCCAGUUCUGCUUCAUGAUGCCCCUCUUUUUUCCUCUGAUUUGUGUGCCUCUCCCUGGCCUGUCAGACCAAGCCCUUCCCCUCGCCUUUUCCUGUCGAGGCGAGAAGUAACUGCGUAUUGUUUAGGUCUCAAAAUGGGCGCAUAACCUGCCCAGACCAAGUCAGGGGCUUAACAGAUGCCUGUCGAUUGACCUCGUUGGCAGCAAGACCGGUCGGAGGUGUUGUUUGCAGGGGUUCCAUGUGUGCUGACCCACAGCCACCUGUCAGAGCGGGGCUGGCGCAGGGGGAGUGCGGGACGUGUGAAGGGGGGGAUCUGGUUUCAGUGGCUUCGGACAGAAGAGCGCGCUCUGAACUGAAGCGGACGGCUGCGCGGUAGGCCAGCUCACCCUGGGACUGUUAUUUAACUGAAUCAGUUAUGUCCUUGACAUUUCAGAGUCGCGUGGGGGCCGGUUUUAAGGCUCUGACCAAACUGGAACCACGAAGCACAUAGAGAUACAAGACCACCGGCCCUUCUGCAAGGCUGAAGACCUCUUCCUGGGGCUGAGGGAGACAGAGCCUUCCCUGUGCUCCACGCUUUGGACUGGUGACAUUCUUUGAGAGUAUAAUUAAAAGAACUUGUGCUCUGCUCUCAGGACA
Molecule: messenger RNA, 2320 nt
Organism: Lutra lutra (Eurasian river otter)
Lineage: Eukaryota; Metazoa; Chordata; Mammalia; Carnivora; Mustelidae
Gene: MED9
Product: mediator complex subunit 9
Exons: 2
Coding region: 95-538 (147 amino acids)
Biological process (GO): regulation of transcription by RNA polymerase II
Cellular component (GO): mediator complex
Molecular function (GO): transcription coregulator activity
Source: RefSeq, a predicted model, not a curated record